AACAAACCACCGCCCACAGUCUCGAAAAUGCCAUGGGACUACCUUUGCGUUUCUGAGAUUGACCCGACCAUGGCGUUGAUUGAUGGAUGGAUGGGAGCAGUUUUUGUUCCUUUGUUGUAAUCGUCAUGUUGUCCCACCUAAUUAUUGUCAUCGUGCCCUUCAGACUGAUGUGGGAUAAACGCGGUUAAUUGAAUUUCUCUGAUCGCCACCGCCAAGCUUUUAAUUCAACUGUAGGCUCCUUGAGUUUGAUACGGCGGUUUCCUUGAUUUUUUAUAACGACUGAUUUAUUUUUUGCAAAUGCGUCCAUUUCUGCAUUACAUAUCCUUGCUGUGUCGCUCACACAACAUACCCUACCGGAAACGGUUACCGUCUUUAAAGUGCAGGUUACGCCGUUGUCCAUUGCACGUUGUGCUUGUGGAAAAGAGCUUGGGAAUUUCCACUGUAGAAUUAACUUGUAGAUAUUGUCCAUACCACCUGUUUUUCCCGCCACUGUGUCUCCAUCUUGUAAUGAAAACGUUUCAGGCGUUCUACCAGUGUGGAGGUCAUGAACUAGGCCUAGCGAUGUUAAACCUAGAGAAAGAAAACUAAAAGGUAGAGGCAGAGAAUAAAGCCAACAAAGAGAUGUCGAAGACUCUCGAAAGUUGAUUUAAUGUGUUUUGGUAACCUGCCAGUUGGAUAAGGUUAAUAUGCGUUCGGGAUGAACAUUAGUUUUUGUUGUGCAAAUCACAGAAUCUGAAUGAGGCCAAUCGCGGCAACCAAUGAAUAAAUUUGACGUGGUCCAAACGUCCUUUCAGCAGACGCGCUUUUACCGCAGAACGGAUAGACCACUUGACAAAGACGCCACGUACCAACAUCGAAGAUGGAAGCCCGGUAUCUGUACGCUUAUGCUCUCGCUCUUGCCGUUUCCUGCACCGUUUCUACGGGAUAUACCAAAUCGAAGGACGAUUUUUUGAACAUGACGGACCAACGCGGCUGCAACAGGUGCUGCCGAGGUUUUCCCGGAGCGGCGGGACAGCCGGGGGUCCACGGGCGGGAUGGCGUCCCCGGCCGCCCAGGGGUGGUGGGGAAGAUCGGUAAACCCGGUAAGCGGGGAGACCGCGGGUACUCGGGAAAGCCGGGCCCUGCAGGACCAGAGGGACCGCGCGGACUAACCGGACCGCCCGGGGGGAAGGGCGAGCGAGGCCCGCCCGGAUCGCUGAUGCAGCCGCAGAAGGUCGGGUUUUCGGCCGCGCGGAUGUCGGACUUGGGGGACGCCAGCAAACCGGUGAUGCUCACCUACGAACACGUCUUCGUCAACCAGGGCGGGUUCUUCAACAACAACACUGGGCAGUUUCUAUGUGGCGUGUCGGGCACGUACUUCUUCACGUUCCACGUCUACAAGCGGUCGGGCCAGUACGAGACCUUCGUCCGCCUGGUGCACAACUUCCUCCCGGUGGUGGCCGUGCACGAGGGCGACAACGACGAUCGGUACGACGGCGUGAGCAACAGCGUCCUCUUGCGGCUGCAGCGAGGCGACAGGGUGUGGCUGGAGAUGCCGUCAGGGUUCUUCCUCUACAGCAACGCGCUGGACAAGCUAACCACCUUCUCUGGCUUCCUGCUUUUUGCCGACUAGAGUAACUUCCAAGCAGAUAUCUAUCUCUCCCUCUUUCUCUCCAUCUUUUCUAUCUUUCCUUCACUGUCUCUCUCUCUCCAUAUCUCCUUUUCUAUCUCGCUCUCUUUCUCUCUCUCUCACUCACUAUGAUAUGAGAGAGAGAGAAAGAGAGAGACACAGUAAAAUCCUCACAAAAGAGACCACCCAAUGCCCCUAUAUAAUCUUGUCUAUGUAUACAGGUGUUCACUACUUACAGGAUUCUUAAUGCUUUAGUCUAUGAGAAAAUUAUCCGAGGGACGACAAAAGUCACAUGGGCCAUGUAGAGGUUGACACAGUUGUAUGUACGUUGAAAACUAUCAUGUGCGUAUAUUGAAAAUGAUCAAGACAAAGGAAUUAUAUUGUUAGAAGUAUGAGCGUAGUGUGGGAUGUCUUAACGCUGGGCUGUAUAUUUUUGUCAUAUUUAUUAUUGAAUUUAGAGCCGCAGCUGUGGCGUUUGCUGUAAAACCUUGACUGUACGUGGUCUGAGUAGAGCCAUGAUAUUAUUGUAUUUUUGUAGAAAUUGGCCGCACCUUUGUCUGUUGAUAGUGAGAUAAAAAGAGCCACUUCAGAAACAAGUAAUUAAGGCACUGUCUAAACGUUAAACAUUAUAUAUUACGACUAGUCUGAUGGCAGAGACCAACUAGAGUUCCACGACCCCAUACCUUCGCCAAAUGAUUUGAUCUUUUACAACUGCUUAUCAAUUGUGUUUGUCAUUAAUUAUGCAAAUAAGG
Molecule: messenger RNA, 2361 nt
Organism: Branchiostoma floridae (Florida lancelet)
Lineage: Eukaryota; Metazoa; Chordata; Leptocardii; Amphioxiformes; Branchiostomatidae
Product: complement C1q tumor necrosis factor-related protein 3-like
Exons: 3
Coding region: 860-1612 (250 amino acids)
Molecular function (GO): protein binding
Source: RefSeq, a predicted model, not a curated record